Molecule: messenger RNA, 3549 nt
Organism: Copidosoma floridanum
Lineage: Eukaryota; Metazoa; Arthropoda; Insecta; Hymenoptera; Encyrtidae
Gene: TBC1D16
Product: TBC1 domain family member 16
Biological process (GO): activation of GTPase activity
Cellular component (GO): early endosome
Molecular function (GO): GTPase activator activity
Source: RefSeq, a predicted model, not a curated record
ACGCGGGUGGUUUAGCGCGCUCCAGUGUCCGCGACGAUAUUGAUUCUCUCUCCGCUGUGCUCCAGAAUGGAAUAACUGUGUAUACCACCUUAUUGCGUCUAAACUAUUGUUAUUAUUGUUGUUGUUGCUGAUGUAAGGUAUUAUGCGCGUGAGAGAAAAAAAAAUUUACACAAGUUUCUUACAAAAGAUGAUUUUGGUCGUGAUAAUGUCUGGUGCCGACCGGGGUGUUGAAGGUGUUUUGGAACGAAACCAAGAGGAUGGAAGCACGAGUCUCAGAUCUCAGCGAUGAGUAUUAGCUGCAGUUACUCGAUCGUCAUCGUCUCGUGUCGUCGAGGCCGUGAUAACAAUAAUAGCAACCGGAGCGCCGAUUCGAAUGGUAAUCACGCGUUCAUCGUGGAAAAACACAAAAAAGGCCCAAAAAUGCAAUCGUCUACCCAACUUUGCCAAUCGACUUCCAAUUGUUGAACGAGUAUAUAGUAACAGUCAUGCGAUGGCUCGCAGGAGCUAAUAGAAAACGAGAAUGGCGAGCAACGUCGGCAGCGCGAGCGUGAAAAAGCCAUCGUCGUCAUCGUCGGCUCUGUUGACGCGGGAGUCCCGGUGCGAGCUGAGUUUCUGCGUGAUGCCACUGCCGAGCAUCAUAAAGAAGGCGAGCAGUUACAUAUUGGGCGAGAGCUGCCGGGACACGUUGCGCGCCAUGUACCAGGACGGCGAGACCCUGUUCUGCAAGAACAACGUGUGCGUCCAUCCGCCGAGUUUGUUGCGCCAGCAGUGCGAGGUGAUACACCACCCGGGAUACAUGACCGUCACUUGUCGGAUCGACAAGCCAACGGGCGUGCCGACCCUCCACCUCAGCUGGAUACCCAACACGACGCUGAGGAAACACCCGAGUACCCUUGAGAACGCGACAGUUCGGAAAAUCGAGGCACCCCUCAGGGAGAACAGCGACGAGCCGCACAACGAGGAACCUGCCAAAGGAAAUAUGCUGGACGACAAGAUUAUAGACGGCUGCCAGGAGGCGAAGGAGCCGAUCAACUGCAAGGACUGCGAGCGCGUCUGUUCGGGCGGUGUCGCCCACAAUUUACCAUCGAUGCUCAUCCGCUCGACGAGUCCCGACCACGUCGCCAAACCACCCCCGGAAGCCGGGGUCGAGGACGCCCCGGUGACCAGUCAGCCGGAGAGCGGUGCCGACGCGAGUGUCCUCGGAAUGGCCCCGGGGAUAGCGAACGGUAACAGCGAGACUAGCAGGAGGUUGAUGCACCACGCGAGGUCCGACUCGACGGACUCGAACGGACUGCCCGGGAACGGUAGUGCAAUAAGCGUCAAGCCAUCGCAGGACGACACGACGAGCGUCAAGAGCCGUAGCAUGUCGCUCACCUCCAUGUGCAGUCUGUCGAUUACCUUUACGAACGACGAGGAGAUCCCGACGUGGAUGCGAACGCCGGAACUGCUGGCGCUGCAGCACAACCUGACCUUUCCGGAGAGCGCGAGCGCAUCCCCGGUAGCGGUGCGCCGGGCCCACCGGUGCCGGCGUUUCUCCGUCGAUCUCGGACAGAUGCGCUCCCUGCGGCUCUUCUUUUCCGAUACCGAGUGCACCUCCGGCCAGCUGGUGGUGGCCAGUCGCGAGAGCCAGUACAAAAUCCUGCACUUUCACCACGGCGGCCUCGAUCGGCUCGCCGCUACCCUCCAUCAGUGGCACCAGCUCCUCAAUCCCGGCCUCAGCGUCGAUCGCUCGGAGGACAACUUGCUGCCCUAUCGGCACUUUAUGGUCUGUCGACCGGAGGUCGGGCGGGACGAGCUACACCCGGAGGAGGGCCAAGUGCCGAUGAUCACGUCGCUGGUCUGGAAGGACUUGCUGAACGAGCGGGGCCAGGUCGAGGACGACUUGACGCUGCGCAAGGGCGUCUUCUUUGGUGGACUCGAGCCCGCGCUCCGCAAGAUCGUCUGGCCGUUCCUGUUGCACUGCUACUCGUACCAGAGCUCGUACGACGACCGCGAGCAGAUAGACGCGAUUCGGAGACAGGAGUACCAGGAGAUACGCAACCGCAGGGAGACCAUGACGCCCGAGGAGGCAGACAGGUUUUGGCGGAGCGUCGUCGCAAUCGUCGAGAAGGACGUCGUGAGGACGGACCGGGCCAACCCGUACUACGCAGGCGAGAACAACCCCAACAUCGAGGUCAUGAAGAACAUCUUGCUGAACUACGCGGUGUACAACGCGCGGUUGGGCUACACGCAAGGUAUGUCGGAUCUCCUGUCUCCGCUGCUUGCCGAGCUGGACGACGAGCAGGAGGCAUUUUGGUGCUUCGCGGGCCUCAUGCAAAGAUCGGUGGCCGUUUGCACGCCAACGGACCUGGACAUGGAUCGCAACCUCUGCUACCUGAGGGAACUCCUGAGGAUCAUGCUGCCGAGCUUCUACGCGCACCUCGAGAGGCACGCCGACGCGCUCGAGCUCCUCUUUUGCCAUCGGUGGAUACUCCUUUGUCUGAAGCGAGAGUUUCCCAUGGAGACAACGCUACAAAUGUGGGAGGCCUGUUGGGUCAAUUACUUGACGGACCAUUUCCACCUGUUCCUCUGUCUGGCCAUCAUGUGCGUCUACGCCGACGACGUCAUAGCCCAGGAUUUGCGCACCGACGAGAUGCUGCUGCACUUUAGUUCGCUGGCCAUGUACAUGGACGGUACGCUGAUAUUGCGCAAAGCUCGGGGAUUGCUGCACCAGUUUCGCCAACUGGAGCGACUACCUUGUACUUUAGCCGGCUUGUGCCGGCAGUGUGGACCCGGUAUGUGGGACAAUACUCACGACCCGGUGGUCGAGUGCGUCGGCCAUUUGGACGACAAGUGCCCCCGGGCUGAGAACUACGGGAGACUCGGCCUCGAGUGAAUCGGUUAUUUUUAGAUGUAUAUAUACGUGUGUGUGCGUGUACGUUGGUAUUUGUAUUCAGAUCAUCGAUUAGUAUGUGUAAGCAUCAUUCCGAUGGACUGCGGACGUAAAAUGUAUGAAAAAAUAUAUAAGGAAUCAUCGAAUUGCAGAGACUGUGUGUUUUGUACAAUUAUUAUUUAUACUUUUUUAUCUUUAUUUUAUCUUAUUUUUAUCUUUUUACGUGAAUCAUCGAGAAUGAUUAUACUGUGUGGUUAUUUGGCGUUGCCGACAAAACAUAUAUAUAUUUUGUAUAAUACUGCCCUUUUUUUAUUCGAUUUUAUUUAGUUUUAUCAAGACGUAAUACAACUCGAAUCAAAAUAUUUCUACUAAUUGAGUUAUCGAUCGUGAACUCGGCACUAGUUAAUAUCGAAGAAUUUAUAAUAAAAGCACAUUAGAACAAAAAAAGACAAAAAAAUCACACUAUAGGUACCUAAAUAAAGAAAAUAAAGAAAAUGUUUUAUAGUAUUCAAAAAAUCACUAAUUAUGUAAAUACUUCGAAAACGCACUAAAUAAUUACAUUAUACGUUUACAAUUACCUAAAUACAUAUAAAAAAGUACAGGCUUCUCUGGGCGUUUGAUAUAUCAUAAGAAUAUAAUUUUUUUUUAACUACUGCAUUCAUUAGAAUGCAAGUAAC